AUGGAAGUUAGUGAUCAGUUUUCUGACAGUGAAUAUUUUAAGGAUGCACUUAGGAAUUUUGCUAUCAAACGCAAUUUUAACUUUACAUUCAUCAAGAACGACAAGCAGAGAGUGACUGUGAAGUGCGUUGCUGAAGGUUGUGAAUGGCGUGUCCAUGGGUCCAUGGAAGGUAGCCACGAGAUGUUUAGGAUCAAGAUAAUAUAUCCCACACAUAUGGUGGCGGUCGCCAAGGAUGUUCUCCAUGGGAGUGAGGUGGCGAGCUAUGAUUUAUUGAUGUGGUACACGAAGAAGGUGCUACUGACAAACCCUGGUAGCGUUGAUAUUGUAGAGAAUGAUGGUCCUCGUUUCAAACGUGUGUUUUUUGCCUUCAAAGCAUGUGUCAUUGGUUUCAAGACAAGAUGUAGGCCAUUGUUAUACUUGGAUGGAACUCAUUUGCUCGGUAAAUACGGGGGCACUUUGUUAGGUGCAACGGGAAAAGAUGGGAACGAUGGUUUUUUUCAUGUGGCAUUUGCAAUCAUAGAUAAUGAAACGGAUGCGAACUGGACGUGGUCCAAAGGCAUUAUCAGUGCUGUCGCGAAGGUAUUCCCUUCCUCACCGUAUGUAUAUUGUUUGCGCCACUUAGAAGCAAACUUCAUGAAAGCAAAUGUCAGACUUGGAAAGUCAUUGAAAGAAAGGUGCUGGUCUAUAUUAUCAAGAAUUAUGUUUUCAUGUGCUGAAAAAGAAGUCAAUGACGUUGUUGCUGAUCUGUUAAACACAUCGGCGGAUGCACAUCAAUGGUUGAUACAAAAAUCUGAUCUGGCACACUUGGUGAACUACAUGUUCAAAGGUGGAAGAUGGGGGGAGAUGUACUCAAACGUGGUGGAGUCGUUUAAUGCAUGGAUAAAAGAGGCACGCCAUCUCCCUGUCAUAAACAUGGUAGACUCGAUAAGGUUUAAGCUAAUGGGUAUGUUGUGUCAUCGACGUGAACAAUCUCACAGAUGGGAGAGACAUCUAUAUCUUGUCAUACAUCAAGAGAUUGAGGAACUUGUUGAAGAGUCUCGCAACCUACUUUUCGACCGUUCUGACGGUGACCAUUUCGAAGUGGUUGACCAGAAGAACUACUGUAUCAGUUUGAAUGCUCGGGCAUGCUCAUGUCAUAGUUGGCAAGUAUAUGGCAUUCCAUACAAACAUGCAUGUGCGAUAAUACUGCAAACAGACACAAAUAUUCAUCGAUAUGUCAAUAACUACUUCACAGUGGACUCUUACCGACAAGCAUAUGCAGAAGCCAUAUUCCCAGUAGCAAAUAAUUACAAACCAGAUGAUGUCAACCUUGAACUACUUAUGCGCCCUCCAAUCACCAAGAAGCCAAUUGGUCGACCAAGACGGAAGCGUCUAGAGUCACAAGCAUCAAUCGUUCACAAAUUACGAUGCAGCCGUUGCCAUGAUGCUGAUGACGUCUCCGGUAUUGGUUUUGGGAUGACAACUGACGCUUCAUUAGUAAUGUCAGUUGAUGGUUUCGCGCCUGUCGACGGAGACAGUUUUGGAUUCAGGGAGUCAGUGUGGAUGUCCUCCACAUUUUUUAACUUCUCAUCUGAAGAAGGGGCAGAUCAUUUUUGA
This is a messenger RNA of Dioscorea cayenensis subsp. rotundata (Guinea yam), 1596 nucleotides long. RefSeq lists its product as uncharacterized. The transcript has 5 exons. Gene Ontology annotation, molecular function: zinc ion binding. Bases 1 to 1596 code for a protein of 531 amino acids. Lineage: Eukaryota; Viridiplantae; Streptophyta; Magnoliopsida; Dioscoreales; Dioscoreaceae. The record is from RefSeq and is a predicted model, not a curated record.